UAUAGAAACGAAAUGGUCGUAUAACCUUAAACAAAAAAAGUAAGACCAAGAAAAAUUCUAAAUUAAAAGUGAAUGAAUGCCCAAAAUCGUAGGAAAAAAUCUAAGGCAAUUGUAGAGAAACGUAAAAUGAAAGACUUUCUCCGGAAGAUGAAAUUUUUUUUUGAUUUGGUAAUCAAUUUUGAAUAUUGUCACAUAAGAUACAUAUUGUAUCUGGCAUUCGGGUUGAUACUGUCAAUUAUUCUUUGGAGAGGCAUCAUUAUAAUUUUUAGACGGGUCUGUAAUUCUCAAGCAACAUCAAAAAAAGUUUGGAAUAUCCCAGAAAAUUUAGAAAGUCAUAUGGAAAAAAAUAUAAUUUCUCAAAUAGAUAAGAAAAGUGACGAUAACGACCUAAUUCGCACGAGGAAGCAAAAAAAUACAGAAGACCCUGACAACAUUGAUUAUUAACUACUGUAUCAUCAAGAAUUAGUUCGAAAAUAACUAAAAGAAAAAGAAUGCAGCAAACUAACCUUUGAUCAAUCGAAAAAUGUAGAUCCUUUUUUCUAAAAGUGUUUAGAAAAAAUCAAAUCCACCAGCACAAAAUUCCUAAAUUGAAAUCGUGAGUGACUUUUUUUAUUACCGUCAAUCGGUAAUUAUGUGAAGUAAACAAGAAAUGGAUUUGAAUAUUAGGCCGUCACCUGAAAUACAAUUUUUGGAAAAAUGAAAGACCAUAUUUUUGACAUUUUGCAGAAGAAUACGUUUCCGGACAAGGCCGUGCAAGGGUUUUUGUGUAAUGUUGAACGAGACAAAGCGAAAGACGUGGAAAUUCUUCGAGCGGAAACUGAAACAGCAGAAAAUAUGAAAAAUAUGGAUCCAGUUCUCCGUGAACUAAAAUUGGAUCGUCAUAAUACCCAGAUUCCAAUAGGCGAUGUCAAGGGUUGUUUUCGUACAAGUAAAAUCUAUCAUUUACAGCUGCCAUUCGGCUUGAUACAAGAAAAGGGGAAAAUGGGAGAAAAACUGUGAAGCACGUGAAAAAUAAAUACGGACUUUGAUUUUUUAUAGACCCUUCCGAGAAUGGACGCAACGCCACAG
Messenger RNA from Belonocnema kinseyi, 1068 nucleotides. RefSeq lists its product as uncharacterized. Lineage: Eukaryota; Metazoa; Arthropoda; Insecta; Hymenoptera; Cynipidae. The record is from RefSeq and is a predicted model, not a curated record. The coding region runs from base 697 to 999 and encodes 100 amino acids. The transcript is spliced from 5 exons.